GCAGAUGAAUCAGUAAUUAGAGUACAUUGAACACUGGAUCAUGCUGGAUAACACAAUCUUCACUGUCCCAGUUCCAGUCAUUUUUUUCAGAUUGACAUUGAUUGAUCUUGAAUGUUUUGGAUAAGAAAAUGAUCAUUUGCUACUCGUACACUAUGUUUGUAGAUGGAAGCAAAUAUCAAUGCCUCACAUUCAGUGUCCGUACCUGCAGGAAGUACAAACAGGUCCAGAGUCCAUUUAGGAUCAGCUGUGUUAUGAAGUGUUUCUUUGCAGGGAUGUCAGUCAACAGAUUGUGGAAAGAUGGAGUGGAUAAACCUGCACGGAUUCUCCUGGGACAACAGCCGGACAGUGUCACAGUCGUUGGACAACGACACCUGGAAUCCUUCAACUUUCAGAAUCCUCAGAAGCCACCUAUGCAGUGGACAGUCCUGUGGGACAAAUGCCUCAACAGCAGCGUAACUCCAGAUUGUGACUAUGACAUCACCGUGUUCCACCUGAGGGAAGAAGAGAACCGGGUGUUUGUUUGCGGAACAAACAGUAGAGAAACUCUGUGCUGUAACAUGGUCACGUCAGCGGAGUCGCUCGUGUGCGCGCCCACUGAUGAUCUGCGCUCCAUUGAAACGAGUAUAAAGAAUCGUGUCCUGAAGGAAGGGGAACUAUCACUACUUGUUGAAUCUCCAGGAGCUCCACAUCUCUACAUCACACAUUCCGGAACUGACUCCAGUGAUGGGAUCCACAAGAUUGGGAAAGACAAAGUUGGGCCGUCAUACCACACUAAAGAGCAGCACUACGUUGGUUUGAUGCUCAGCAGACGCCCGGAGAAUAACCAACAAGACAGAAUCUAUGCCUUCUAUAAUGAAAAAAACAGGGACCCGAGCAUGGACGCCAGCAUGUGGCUGCCCUUUGUGACCCAGGUUUGCAUGGCCGACAAAGGAGGGAGGAAAAACAACCUGCAGUUUAAAUGGACCUCCCAGAUGAGUGCCAGACUUUACUGUGGAGACCGGACCAGCAGACAGCAUUACUCUGAGCUGGUGGGCAUGGCCACAGUUCCGGCGGAACAAUGGCAGGACACCAAAGUCUACGGGCUCUUCAGAAACCAGUGGGGUUUCAGCGCCGCAUGUGUCUACACAAUACGAGAUAUCCACGACAUCUUCAUGAAGUCUCCAUUGAAAAGCUCAGGGAACCCAAAACAGAGGAGUCGGCUGUGUGUUGCAGACAGCACAAUGUUAUCUGCACAAACCCUGAAGGAGAUAGAAGAGACAUCUGAGGUGGAGGACUGGGUCCAACCUCUGAACGCAUCGGGCCCACUUCUCUUUAGUCACCACCACUACAAGCACAUCGCCGUUGACACUUUCCAGGAUGAGAGGAAUAAUCGCCACACCGUCCUCUUUCUGUCACUACAGAACGGAGCAGUUCACAAAGUGAUGGAGAACCACGAGGGCUUUAUCAUCGCUGAGUAUCAACCAUUCCAUCACAGAGCCCACAUCCUCAGCAUGACCCUGCAGCCUUCCACUAGGCGGCUGUAUGUGAGCAGCAGACAUGAAGUGGUGCAGCUGGAUGUGGCAAACUGUGUCCAGUAUGGAGACAGCUGUGAGGAGUGCGUCUUAGCCAGAGAUCCAUACUGUGGCUGGAACGGCACACAGUGCGUCCCACAUGGAAGGCUGCAGGAUGUGAACCAAGGAAACCACAUGAUCUGCAAAUCAUCUCUCCAAGGAAAAGGCAUCUCCGUGACUGUCAUGGACAUUCCUCCACAGUCCAUGUGCAUGUUGCGCUGUCCGGUCUCCUCCCAUCACGCAGAGUACACCUGGCAACAUCACGAAUGGUCAACAGGUUGCAGCUGGAAGGAGCAGGAUUGCCUGCUGCUGAUUGACAACAUGGGUACAAAGGAGGCGGGAAACUACACGUGUGUGUUUGAGGAGAAAGGGUUCAGUAAGACCCUGAGGCUGUACCAGCUUCGGGUGAAAAGCAGAGCAGCAGAGCAGACUCCAAAGCCUCUGGUCUGGAUUUGUCUGAUAUGGACGGUGUUGAAGAAUCUGUGCAGUUAGUGACAUCGCUGCUUGUUAUAUGUAUGACUUAAUAACAUCAUGUAGGGAUCUCCAACCCUGUUCCUGGAGAACACCGUCUGGAUGUUCUCCAACUCUCACUUUACUCCACCCACAGCUAAAGAGUGAAGUCAGGUGUGUCCAUCCAAUCAAGAGCUGGGAAGCACCAGCAUUAAUUAAUCAGGUGUGUGUGUGAGAGCAGGUCAACAUAGAAAGCGAGGGGGGUAGGUGUUCUCCAGGAACAUGGGCUGCAUACAUUGUCCAACACCCAUAAUCACAGGUCAUUCAUUUGGAGCAAUUUUGUCCAUUUGUUGGCAGAUUUUUACCAAACCUGAUCCAUGGAUGAAGGUCGACCUUGAAUUGUCCUGAAAUGGUUUGUUUUGGUCAAAUUCAUUCAUUGGGGUCAAAGGUAAAAUUAUUGUACUCCAAUUUCCAACCAACCUGGCACACGUCUAUAGGUGAGUUUACUUCAACUUUACUGCUGUUGCCAAAGGUCCAGUGUUGCUGUUAUUGAUAAAUAUUUGCAAAGUUUUUUUUUAUCAAACCUUGUUGAGCAUGUAGCUAAAUGUAUGAGGCCUUGACCCCGGAACUGCCCUGAAAGGGUUCAUUUUGGAUCCAAUGUAGCAAAGGUCAAAUCACUUGGUGAGACAUCCACCGCACAACGAAACGUGUUGCUGAGAAACACUGUUUUUACACCCAGUAACCACAUCUUCAUUGGCACGGUCAGAACCCACACGUCCACACCCGCCUCCAUGUCUUCACACCCUCGGGUCUGAGCGCCUCAUAGAGUCUCAUUUUAGUAGACUCUCGAACUCCGACUCCCACGUGACCGAGUUACACCCCGUUGGACUUAAUAUCAAAAAGGAUGCAACCUAAAACAUUUCAAACAUUUUUUUACUUUGAGCCGCAACAUCAGUUUAAGCUUGAGGUUUUUAUCGUUCUGUUCUUCUGCUUCAACACAAACUCUUCUGCAUGCAGUCGCCUCCAGUGCUGAGAAAAGGAGAUAACUUGAGUUUUGUAACACUUCAGUUUCUGAAAUUUCCUCCAUCACUGUGUCUAAAGGUGCAACUUCCUGAGCUGUAAUUUCCGGUCUUGUAAACUACCUCAUAUUUGACAGCUUCAGUUUAUGGCAGCAUACACCCUCUGAGCCUUUCCCCCCGUAUUUCAUUUGACACACUGCAAAGUGUAUUUGAAGAUCAUAGAGACUCUGAAUCUGAAUCCAGAAUUUUGGCACUUUGUUCUUUUACAUCUGGAUUUUCGUGCAGUCUUUUCUUAUAAUUUGUUUUUUGAUGUGAGUGAAUGUGUUCUGUGAUUUAUUUAUGUUGUAGCUUUGCAAGGCUAUAUAUACGAUAUAUAUUUUGUGUGUGUGUGUAAGUUGAGUACAAUAAAUCUUCCUCACAUCAUUCUGCAGAAG
This is a messenger RNA of Thalassophryne amazonica, 3453 nucleotides long. RefSeq names its product semaphorin-7A. Gene Ontology annotation, molecular function: integrin binding; semaphorin receptor binding; chemorepellent activity. The transcript is spliced from 13 exons. The record is from RefSeq and is a predicted model, not a curated record. Gene Ontology annotation, biological process: positive regulation of cell migration; negative chemotaxis; regulation of inflammatory response. The coding region runs from base 129 to 2042 and encodes 637 amino acids. NCBI's taxonomy places the organism in Eukaryota, Metazoa, Chordata, Actinopteri, Batrachoidiformes, Batrachoididae.